Giardia duodenalis is the source of this 837-nucleotide messenger RNA. Its product is annotated as Kinase, NEK. The record is from RefSeq and is a predicted model, not a curated record. Gene Ontology annotation, biological process: protein phosphorylation. The coding region runs from base 1 to 837 and encodes 278 amino acids. The transcript has a single exon. Lineage: Eukaryota; Fornicata; Diplomonadida; Hexamitidae. Gene Ontology annotation, molecular function: ATP binding; protein kinase activity.
AUGCUCAGCAAGGAUGCCUUCAGUGUUAUCUACUCUCUCAGGAGAGGCCCCCACCUCACCGUGGAGGAGAUUCAGCUCGGUGGCCUGGACAAGAACAGUGCAGAUGCCAUCAGACUAGAGCUGACCGCCCUUCUCGACCUCUCCCAUCCAGGGGUCCUCAAGUAUCAUCAAGUGAUUGAAGACGAGGGCCUCAUCUACGUCGUCACGGACCGCCACAGCAGGACUCUUGACAACCUCCUCGCCGAGCACAAGCGAAGGAAGAACCUCGUCCCUAUCGCUAUGAUCCUCUCCGCCAUGAAGCAGGUCGCUGCCGCCCUCGCCUACCUCCACGGCGUCAAUGGGGCAAACAAUAGGGGGCUUGUCCACUGUGACCUCAGGCCUGCCAACAUAUUUAUCAGCGCAGACGGAGAGCGCUUCAUCAUCGCUGGCCUCGGCCUCUGCAAGGACGCCCUGUGGAGUGAGAGCACUCUCAUGGGAGUGGCAGUAUACAUGGCCCCCGAGGUGCUCCUCCGUAAUGAGUCCAGCCCCGCCUCCGACGUGUGGAGCCUCGGGGCCAUCAUUUAUGAAUUAGUAACUCUGAGGAGACCGGACUUCCUGGGGGGCAAGGAGCCAGCAGAGGUCUUCGUCGACGGGUGGAGGCCGGACCUGAGCGGUGUCGCUGAUGGCUUCAUGCAGAAUGUUCUGGAGAGGAUACUCGUGCUGGAUCCUGGAAGGAGGCCGACGGCCAGGAAGCUCGUCCGUCUACUUCGGAUUCUCAACAUCUCUGCUGAUGGACAGGAAGCCCGAGGCACAAGGCUAAAGGUCAUUUACUCUGUUUCACCGAGGUUGGUUUGCUAA